Periophthalmus magnuspinnatus is the source of this 4710-nucleotide messenger RNA. Its product is annotated as peptidyl-glycine alpha-amidating monooxygenase-like. Gene Ontology annotation, molecular function: protein binding; copper ion binding; peptidylglycine monooxygenase activity. The transcript is spliced from 26 exons. Gene Ontology annotation, biological process: peptide metabolic process. The record is from RefSeq and is a predicted model, not a curated record. Gene Ontology annotation, cellular component: extracellular region; membrane. The coding region runs from base 200 to 2845 and encodes 881 amino acids. Lineage: Eukaryota; Metazoa; Chordata; Actinopteri; Gobiiformes; Gobiidae.
GGGCCGACAGUUUUUAUCACAAACGACCGUCGCAUCUCAGAGAGGUUCCGAAGGCAGCUGCUGCGAACAGUUUGCAUAUUCUUGCUUAUGGAGGUAACCAAACUGAAUGAUGAAUGAGUGAAGACUCUGCGAUCAAGUGUUUUAGUCGAAUCCCACAACAUCCAGGAUAACAGUGGAGGGAAAAGGCUGCAGAGGCAAAAUGAGUCUUACUGUUUGCUGCUUGAUGACACUGGCUGUCGUCUGUGUCACACAUAGCCUGGUGAUAACAGAUCAACUCCACAAGUUUAAACGAUCUGAUCAAAAUGUACCUGGAAGCUGUGAGCCAGUAUCCCAACAGCCUCAGUUCAGGGGGAACCUGAACAAUUUCACAGUAGAUCUUCGAAUGCCAGGCGUUGUUCCCCCUCAUUCGGACUCAUACUUGUGCAUGUCCUCUCCUGUACCAACAAAUCAAGAGGUCUACAUUGUGGAUUUUACUCCUUAUGCCAGUAUGGACACAGUUCAUCACAUGCUACUGUUUGGCUGCCAGACUCCUGUCUCUACAAGUGGCUACUGGGAUUGUGGCAGUUCACAAGGAACCUGUGAAGAUGAGUCCUCCAUUAUGUAUGCCUGGGCUCGGAACGCACCACCAACCAAACUGCCAAAAGAUGUUGGGUUUAAAGUUGGAGGGCAUUCAAAAAUCUCCUACUUUGUUCUACAAGUGCAUUAUGGUGAUGUAACUGCUUUUAAAGACCAUCAUAAGGAUUGCUCGGGAGUAUCAAUGAGUCUGACAACUAAACCGCAGCCAUUUAUUGCUGGUAUAUAUCUUCUGAUGACAGUAGAUACAGUCAUUCCCCCUGGAAACAUUGUUACAAAUAUGGAUUCUGCCUGUGAUUACACUUCAUACCCCAUGUACCCGUUUGCCUUCAGGACCCACACCCACAGCCUUGGUAAAGUGGUGAGUGGCUACAGGGUCAGAGAUGGGAAGUGGACCUUGAUUGGGAGACAGUCCCCUCAGCUUCCACAGGCUUUUUAUCCGGUUAAUAAGGAUGUGGAAGUUAAAUAUGGUGACACACUUGCAGCCAGAUGUGUUUUUACUGGUGAAGGGAGAACCUCUAAAACCUCUAUUGGUAGUACUUCUGAUGAUGAGAUGUGCAAUUUUUACAUAAUGUACUACAUGGACCGGAAACACGCAAUCCCCUUCUUCAACUGCAUGAAAACAGGCUCAAAAGAGUUGUUCCAGGAAAUCCCAGCUGAGGCCAAUGUCCCCAUUAAUGUACCACCAAACCUAAUGCAUUCUAUGACACACAAGGGACAUUCGGAUAACCAAGAUAUAGCACCCAAAGAUGCUGCUCAGAGUCAGGACCAAGAUUUUCAUUUGGAGCAAGUGAUAAAUUGGCCACAGGGACCCCUUCAGCUGGGGCAGGUGUCAGGAGUCGCCAUAGACGCGGACUCAAACCUGGUCGUUUUCCAUCGUGGUGACCAUGCCUGGGAAGAUAAAUCAUUUGAUUCAAAAGAUAGAUACCAGCAGAAAACUCUUGGACCAAUUCAGCAAUCCACUAUUUUAGUUCUGGACACUGUAAGUGGCAAGAUCCUAAAGGCAUCGGGCAGGAACAUGUUUUAUUUGCCUCAUGGGAUAACUACAGAUGGGAACCAUUACUGGGUGACCGAUGUUGCUCUUCAUCAGGUGUUUAAAGUGAGCAGUGACGGCAGAGACCAAAUACUUCUUAGUCUGGGAGAGGCUUUUGUACCAGGAAGUGACCAUCACCACUUCUGCAAACCCACCGAUGUUGCAGUAGAUAGUGAAAAUGGAAACAUCUUUAUUUCAGAUGGCUAUUGCAAUGCCAGAAUACUCAAGUUCUCUGCUGACGGCAAAUACUUGUCUCAGUGGGGUGGAGGCUACACGGACAGAAGAAGGCGUUUCCCAUUCAGGAUACCCCACAGUCUGGUCUUCCUUCCCGAUAGGCGUGAAGUGUGUGUUGCCGACAGGGAAAAUCGCCGUAUCCAAUGUUUCAUCGCUGAAACUGGGGAGUUUGUCAAAGAAAUCAAGAAAGAUGAAUUUUCUGGUGAAGUCUUUGCAAUCACAUAUAGCCCUGUUGGAGAUGGGUUGAUCUAUGCUGUUAUUUGCGAUACUCGAUUUGGCCUUGCUGCACCUCCAAAGGGUUUUGUAAUCAAUUAUUCUACCAAAGGUGUAAUAGACACAUUCCAGCCAGAUCACAAGGGCUUUAAAAUGCCACAUGACAUUGCUGUGACCAAAGAUGGCACUGUGUUUGUUGGAGAUGUAGGGACAAAAGCAGUCUACAAGUUUACCUCUGAAAAAGCACAUCGAUCUGUCAAAAAAGCUGGGAUUGAAGUUCAGGAGCUUGAGGAAGUGGAGGCAUAUGUUCAAGCCAAACUUAAACCAGAGUUCAAACUGAAAUCUGAGCCUAAAAUUGAAAGGGCUACUGUGGGCCCACAGAAGCAAAUUGUUCCUCAAAUACAGAAGAUGGUGGAUGAGGAUGCAGAGAAGACAAAAGCAGAGGCUAAGCCAAACAAGGAUCAGAGUGUGUUCCCCAUCGUCAUGACGACUCUGCUGCUCGUACCUCUGCUCCUGGUCGUCAUCAUGGCAGGUUUUAUAUGCUACAGGAAAAGAAAUCAGUAUGAAGUGAAGCCAGAACCAACUUCUGUGGGAGGAAUCUUGGGUAAACUAAGAGGUAAAGCUGUGGGCAGCCUGAACCUGGGGAAUUUCUUUGCAGCUCACAAAGGUUACAGUCGGCAGGGCUUUGACCAGCUGAGCACCGAGGGCAGCGACCAGGAGAGGAUCGACGAGGACAGCAGUGACUCUGAGAACGAAGAGUAUUCCGCCCUGCCCCCGCCCCGCACCUCCUAGACAGUCUGUCCAUGCUUACAUUACCAGGAUGUCCAGUUUUGUUGCCAAUGUUUUUCCUAUUUAUAUAUUCAGUGUAUAUUGUGGCCUAUUUUGUUUUAUGAUGUAAAUACAUUCAGGAUAGUUAAUCAUAAUUUUACAAUGACUUUUAAGAGGUCUUGACAUUUCAAGUAAAUUUAUAGAGUCCAAACAUAAAAUGUCUAAUAGAGAAUUUUUAGAUAAUUAAUUACUAGUGGUAAAUCUGAAGGAUAUAUUGCAUUGCAAGAGAAAGAAUUUCUGAUAAAUAUUUUAAUAUCCAGCUACUGUUUUGUUUCUAAGGGACCAGGCCAACACCCCAACCCUCUCCCCUUUUGCGGCAUUAUAACCAGAGUUGAGCAGGAAUGAGUGAGGCUGUAUUGUACAAUGGACAGUUUUUCUCUGUAGUGGUGAAGUGCUGUACAUAGAAAAAAGCAGGGUAAGUUAUUUAAUUAUAAUUUCUCAAACAAAUGCGCUGACACCUCUGUUCUGUGCCACUCACCCCCUCUUCACUCUGGUCAAUCCAAUAUUUAAAUGGCAUUAACUGAAACGCUGAAGACCUUUCCUGAACUGCAAAUUGUUACAUCUUUUUGAACCAAACUAAAUAAUUGUAUAAUGGCACUGUAGUACAAAUAUAACUGCCCUAAAAUGUAGUAAAGCUGCAAUCAUCAGUCUUUAUGUAAUUAUUGAAUCGCCAUUUCAGUUUUGUAGCAUUUUACUUGUAAUUUGGUGCCUUUUUGUCUGUAUUUUGCCUUCCUUCAGCAUUUUCCAUUAUAAAAUGCACAACAGGAAAAAUAGCUGCUGCUCGAAGAGCUUGUAAUAUAUAAAUUUAUCUUCUAUUUCAAAUUACAAAGUAUAUUAUAUAUAAAUAUAUGUAUGCGUGUGUGUAGCUAUUUCUUUAGAGUCCUUAUCACUGUAACUCUUCAGGGCAAUGUGCACAUUCAGCCACGUCUUGUGAACUUGAGUUAACAAAUCUAAACUUCAAUAUUUUAUAGCUGCAUCUUGUCACUGACCAAACAUUUACAAUUUUACAACUGUUUUGAGUUUCUAAAGCCUUAGGAAAUUCACUUUUGCACAGAAUGAUGGUUUUGUCACUCUUUACAUAACAUUCAGUUUAAUCUUCAUAAUUAAAUAUUUAUGAUGGCACCUCAUAGCUGACAGGAUUAUCUCUGUCAAGUUGCCCAUAAGCUUCCAAGAAAAUGUCUUUAUCCUUGUUAAUUUUAAGUAUAAAUUAUACAGGACUUUCAGUCAGCUUUUUUCAAAUCAAAAUCAAGAGGGUAGUACUGCUUAAUCUCUUAAGCCUGUAUGUGCCAAACUUCAGCAGCACACACCAGCCUUUUAUUUGUCUUCAUUAUUUCUUAAGUAGUUGCUUUAUGUAACAGAUGAGAAGUAUAGUAAAUGUUGAGAAGUGAUUUUUACUGAGAAAAAGCCUCAAUGAUUUCAAUGACAAAUAUUCCAUGUGGUAUUGUUUUAAAGUUGGAGAUUUUUUUAUUUUUUUUUUGUACCAACAACAAUGGUUUGUUUUUGAAAAGCUGCUGUUAUUACAUCUAACUACAUACUACUUACACUGUAAUGUGGAUUUAGUUAUGUUUAUGUACAUGUAGCCCAAAUCCUGAAGCCUAUGUAAGUUAAACAAGAUCCCCAUAUUGUAGUCUUACGUUAACAUGUCUGUUUGCCAUACCAAGUCACUGAAGACAUUGUAUGAAUGAUCAUCUUAAUAGCAUGGCAUACAAUUUGAAUGUUUUGGCCAAAUGUGGAUUAUCAAAUAUUUAUUGUGACACACUGGUUUUGCUGCAAGAGUACUAUUUUCAGUAACAAUUGUAUUUGUGUAAUAAAGUGUUUGCAAAGCAUCA